Molecule: messenger RNA, 954 nt
Organism: Tripterygium wilfordii
Lineage: Eukaryota; Viridiplantae; Streptophyta; Magnoliopsida; Celastrales; Celastraceae
Exons: 1
Coding region: 1-954 (317 amino acids)
Source: RefSeq, a predicted model, not a curated record
AUGUUCUCCCUUGAUCCUCCAUUACCAUUCGCCUACGACCUCAUUUCACUCUCAUUUAUUGCCGCUAUUCUCCUCCUCUGCUUCCUCUCUCUCGCCUUCAUCUUCCACCUCCGCCUCAAAUCCCGCUUCUAUCGCCAUUUGCACAGCUUCAAUUCUCUCUGGACCGUCCGAUUUCUCCUCGUCUCUUUCAUCACUCUCUGGGCCCUAAACGAAAUCCUCCGAUUACCCUUCUUCCGCUUCCAGUAUCUCUACCCAUUCUUGCCAUCUCCCACAUUAGAUCAACAAACCCGGGUCUGCAAAAUCCACGUUGUUCUCUCUUUAGGCUUCUUCGAACCCGGUUUCUUGAUUUCACUGCUAUUCCUCGUCAAUGUGUCUGUCAAUAAGGAGAAACCGCGAGGCACUUGGGCUCUUCUGUUGGUGCUCUCCACCUGUUUGCCAAUUCUCCUCUUACAGACCUUGUUUAUGUUUUUCUCGGGAUGGGAGCUACAAUUUUUACCGGAGAUUUUUCAGCGAAGUUCGAUGGUUUACAAGUCGACAAUCGGCGAUGAGACGGUGCUCUGCGCAUACCCUUUGGUGGGUACCGUGGUUUUUGGUGGUUUCGUGGUCGUUUACGGGAUGUGGUUCUCGAUGUCGUGUUUGAGAUUGGUAUCUCUAGUAAUUAACAAGGGUUUGAGGGUGAGAAUAUACGUACUUGCAAUAACGGUCAUGGUAGCGCUGCCAUUGCAGACUCUGUUGCUUGGGUUGUCCGUUUUGUGGACGCCGGACCAGGCGGUGUACGGUGGGGUUGUGCUGAUGGUUUUUCUUAGCACGUUGAUUUGUACGGCGGUGGGACAGGGGUUUUUGGUGAUUAGACCGAUCACGGACUCUUUGGCUGUGGGUGGGUGCUGUCGGCGGUUGACUUGGGGUGAACAUUCAGGGCCUGAAAGUCGGGUGCAGGCUGUUGGUGGUUUAUGA